UACAGCCGCGCGCUGCGGAACGACGAUGGAGGCUCGUGUCCUCGCGCUCUUGAUGAUGCUGUCGGCGUGGAGCCUCGCGGCCGAGUCCACGGCCACGCAGCACGCGGACGACCUCAAGGUGGAGGUUCUGUUCAGUCCGCACGAGUGUCCGCGGAAGAGUAAGAAGGGGGACCUCGUGAACGCGCACUACGACGGAUACCUGCAGGACGGCUCGCAGUUCUACUGCAGCCGCUCGGACCGCUCCGGACACCCGCAGUGGUUCGUCCUCGGGGUGGGACAGGUGAUCCGAGGCCUGGACGAGGGCAUGAAGGACAUGUGUCCCGGGGAGCGGCGGCGGAUCACUGUACCGCCUGAGCUGGGCUUCGGGGCCCAGGGCAAAGACAAGGUCCCGCCGAACGCAACGCUGGUAUUUGAGGUGGAGGUGUUCUCCGUGUCCAGAGGGCCUCGCAGCAUGGAGGCCUUCAAGGAGAUGGACCUGGAUGCGGACAGGAGCCUGACUCCGAGCGAGUUGAGACGGUACCUGAAGGCCGAGUACGAGAAGGGGGGCAAGCGGAAGGAGGAGUCGUUCUACGACGGCAUCAUCGACGACGUUUUGCGCAAGAGCGAUCGCGACGGCGACGGCACGAUUUCCGCGGCGGAGUACAACGUGUACGAGCACGACGAACUGUAGCGGCGCCGAGACCGGCGUCGAACACGUUCCCGAGCCGAGUCACGCGGACGCCUUCGGAAGAAUAAAUGCCACUAAAACACAAACCGUUUUGUUUGUGUAAUUUAUUUAGCAUCUUGUGAAUGGCUGCAAUAUUUAUUUUCAU
Molecule: messenger RNA, 812 nt
Organism: Scleropages formosus (Asian bonytongue)
Lineage: Eukaryota; Metazoa; Chordata; Actinopteri; Osteoglossiformes; Osteoglossidae
Gene: fkbp7
Product: FKBP prolyl isomerase 7
Exons: 4
Coding region: 26-670 (214 amino acids)
Molecular function (GO): calcium ion binding; peptidyl-prolyl cis-trans isomerase activity
Source: RefSeq, a predicted model, not a curated record